AGAUGAUUUCAUCCAUUGGGAUCCAUACAACUUCUGUCUUUCAAAAUACAUUACUCUUCCUACUAAACUUGUGUGGCUGCCAGAUCUAACUAUUGAAGAGAUGACAGAGAAGGAUAAGGCCACUCAGAGUCCAUAUCUCAGCAUUGCUUAUAAUGGGAAAGUCACUCUUAGGAAUGACAUGGUGCUUGUAACCACCUGCAAGAUGGAUGUCUACAAAUUCCCCUUCGACAUUCAAAGCUGCAACCUCUCCUUCAAGUCUAUCAUACACAACGUAAUGCAAAUUCAGCUUUUAGAGUGGACUGACUCUAAUCAUACAACAGAAUGGUCCAAAGAAAUUAUAAAAACACAGUCGGACUGGGAGUUCAUGACCAUUACUGCAACCAACAAAACUGUCGACAAUUUUGGCAUCUAUCAAAGCAUGAUGGUUUACACUAUCACAAUGAAGAGGCGUUCUGUCCUUUACAUUGUCAACUUCAUCCUGCCUGUCCUGUUGUUCUUGUGUCUGGAUUUGGCCUCCUUCAUGAUCUCAGAGAAUGGGGGCGAGAAGCUCAGCUUCAAGGUCACUGUGCUGCUUGCUGUUACAGUGAUGCAGCUCAUUCUGAACGAAAUUCUGCCAUCCUCUUCAAACAGGAUUCCACUUAUAGCAAUGUACUGCAUUACAAUAUUUGGUUUGAUGAUGCUGAGUCUCCUGGAGACCAUUUUGGUGAUGUACCUCAUCGAGAAAGACUCUGCAUCCCAGAAUGAUUGGACAGAUAAAGAACAAAGCCUGAGUGAGGACUGUAAGGACAAACGAGGGAAAAAUAAAUUCUAUACAUUUUUCAAAGACUUCAAGAAACGGACAAACUUGACGUCUGCCUGUGCUGGAUCUUCUGGGGAAAGGCCUUCUGAAAUGCUUCCAGUGUCUAAAGAGACUAGCAGCAGCCAGUUGACUGAGGAGUCCAAUGCCUCUGAAAGGGAGAUGUUGCAAGAGUUGUCUCCGCCCCUAAGCAGCAGGAAGGAAGAAGGAAAGGCAGGCCGCUGGACGAGAAGGGCCAAAACAGUCAACAAAGUUUUUUUUAUUUUUUACAUCACUACUGCCAGUCUGUUUUUAGUAUUUAUGUUUCACAGUUGGAUUGAAUAAGCAGAGGAGGUCAAUCCAACAUAGGAAUAUUUUUGGUGAGUAGUGUUGGGCGGUUGUUUGAGUUUGAAUCACCAUUAAUGCGUCCUACAAUUAUAAAAACAAGAUAAUCAAGAUAAAAGAUUACUGUGCAGCAUGCACAUUUUGUCCAUAGGUUUUGUCCUGUGUGGUAAAUGGAGCGCAUUCUCAGUUGCUUCACAGCAAUGUGUGCUCUGCCCCUCUCCCCAAAAAAGCUCUCACUUUUAUUAAGGGGCACACUCACACUAGGCCCAGUUGUCCCGUACUGUGCUUAAGCACGAUUGCCCCCCCUCCCUCCCCAUUCCCCCGCUGGCCUGCACUCACACUGCUCCAGUACUAACCGAGCCUGAGCACAGAUACCUCUUGUAGCCUGCAUAACGUUUUAAUACA
Labrus mixtus (cuckoo wrasse) is the source of this 1525-nucleotide messenger RNA. Its product is annotated as 5-hydroxytryptamine receptor 3A-like. Gene Ontology annotation, cellular component: neuron projection; synapse; membrane. The transcript has 7 exons. Bases 101 to 1120 code for a protein of 339 amino acids. The record is from RefSeq and is a predicted model, not a curated record. NCBI's taxonomy places the organism in Eukaryota, Metazoa, Chordata, Actinopteri, Labriformes, Labridae. Gene Ontology annotation, biological process: nervous system process; regulation of membrane potential; chemical synaptic transmission. Gene Ontology annotation, molecular function: neurotransmitter receptor activity; extracellular ligand-gated monoatomic ion channel activity; transmembrane signaling receptor activity.